This is a messenger RNA of Pocillopora verrucosa, 3101 nucleotides long. Its product is annotated as ankyrin repeat and SAM domain-containing protein 3-like. Gene Ontology annotation, cellular component: cilium. The record is from RefSeq and is a predicted model, not a curated record. Gene Ontology annotation, molecular function: protein binding. Lineage: Eukaryota; Metazoa; Cnidaria; Anthozoa; Scleractinia; Pocilloporidae.
UGUCAAACAGUUAUACUUUUCUAGCACGGACGCCGAAGAAAGUCAUUGAAAUCAUUAUUUAAGGGUUACUCUCAAGUUAUGGGUAAAAAUGGAUGAGCCAAAAGAAUACUUCUAUGGCCGUGCCGAACGCUCGGCGAGUUUUACGGAUGUAAACGACUGUAGUAAUCUAUGGAACGAAGACGAAGUCAUCGCAAUGGACAUUUACACUGCUUGUGCUAUCGGCGAAUACAGCUGUGUACAACAGCAUCUAGCAGAUGGAGUGGAGUUAGCCGAUCUUGAUAAACCCAACUGUGGUGGGUGGACUCCUCUAAUGUACGCUGCUUACGUUGGCCAUGACAAUAUAGUUAAUCUGCUCCUCGACUACCAUGUUAAUGUGAACGCGACUACAGCAGAAAAUGGGGCUAACGCGCUUAUGCUUGCGGCAAGUUGUGGAAAUGAAUCUGUUGUUUACUUCCUACUGCAGAACGGUGCUAAGAUCGAUGCUCAGGACAAGAGAGGUUGGACUGGUUUGUUUUAUGCAACGUACCAAGGACAUCACAAGGUUGUACAGUUGUUGUUGGAGAACGGUGCUGACAUGGAGUUAAGGGAAUAUAGAUUUGGCCUGACUCCGUUACUGGCAGCUGCAAAGGAAGGACAUGAAGUCAUAUUUGAAGAACUUGUUAGAUGCAAUGCAAACAUGAAUGCCCACACAAACCGUGGAGAGGAUGCACGAUCUUUGGCUCUGCGGAAAGGGAACAUGACUGUAGUAAACGUAAUUAAUCAGCAGGCCUUUCUCAAUAUGCCAAACAUUAUGCUGCGGAGUGAACCUGGUCUUGUACCUGAUGACAGUGACCAUGUUGAAGAUAAGGUUUGUGCAGCGCUUCAAGGAAAGAAUGUGAUCCCAAAGGUUGGGAUUCAAGAUGGACCAGAGGCCUUUAAAAAGUUGAUGAGCAGUCAUCAGAAUGAUGGAAAGCCAGUGAAUAUUCCUAGUAUGAUGGGAGAACAGGAAAGGGCCAGCCAUUUUGUCGGAAGUCCAUACUGUUUAGCCAACACACCAGGCACUCCUGUUGGUAGUUAUGAAUCUGAGCACUUUUUCAUUAACUGUGGCAGAACUGUUGAAAGUGCUAGCUUGCAUAAAAAACUACAGAAAAUGCACAGUACUGGAAGUGAUGCCAGUAGACAACUUCAAGUUGGUGAAGCUUCACCUAUGAAACCAACUAUUGCAAACUUUCUGGAAGAUUUGAAUUUGACAAAAUAUAUUUCCAUAUUUGAAGAUCAAGAUGUGGAUUUUAUUACACUACUAACCCUCACAGACAGUGAUCUAAGAGAAGUUGGAAUUUCAUUGUUUGGUCCAAGAAGGAAAAUUCUUACAGCAAUAUCAGACUGGAAGGAAGAAAAUAAUUAUUUGAACACAGAAAAUGACAGAAAAGCUCUGGAGGAAUGCCAACAUCAAGCUCACAAAAUAGAAGCACAGCUUCUUAAUGCCACUUCUGAAGUGAAGCAGCUUCAAACUCUUCUCUCUCAGGAGAAAGACUUGCGUCUUUGUGUUGAAGGUUGUCUUGUGGAAGAGAAGGCUAAACGACAAGAGAUUUACAUGAGGGUGUGUCAAAUGAGGGAACACUGGCAACAAGUGGAAGAAGAAGGGGAAAAUUUAAAAUCUCUAUGCAGAGAAUUAGAAGAGAAUGGUAACUUUUCUCAGGCAAGAGUGAAAGAGGUGUAUUGUAAACUAGCAAGCUCUAUUGAAAAUCUGGGAAAGGUUGUUCAGUUAGGUAAAACUGGUAUCAGUUCUAUUUUGUAUGUGGAUCAGAAUUCCCAAGAUGGGAAUUCCUCUGAAUCCUCUGGUAAUUCAAGUUCCUAAUCUUAACUCUUUAUAAACGUGAGCUGACGAGCAAGUCUCACACAAUACAAUGUGGCAUGAAAGUUACAUAUGAUACACUGCUUAGCUUCCUAUGUUCCUUGCCCCAUUUAUCCAUUUUGUCCCAGUGAUUUGGUGUAGCUAUUGUUCCUGUUAUGUAACCAAGUUGUUUUAACUCUGAGGGCCUGGGGGGAAUCUUUUCAUGAUCUGGGCAACCACAAAUCAUUAGGCAUUGACCAUCAAGCACUUUGCUACUAACCUUCACGGUGUUUUUUGCGUAACUUUACUAUUCAUUAUUCAAUAUAAAGGGUGAAAUUGUGGUGAAGUUGUGGUGGUAUGCUUUUAAAAUCACUCAUUUGCACUGAAUAAUCAAUUCUGGUGUAACAUAGAUAGAUGUUAUUGAGAAGUCAGAUGAAUUCUUGUUUCUGAUUCCAUUUUAUAACUUCUGCUUGUGCGUGUAGAUACUCUUGGCAAAGCUUCUAUUUAGUACUUUCUAUUUAGAGUACAGCUCAUCAGUUCUUAUCUUCUCUUUCUCUUGGUGAUAGAUAAACUUGUUGAUUGGCCACUGAUGUGAUGUAAUGUCUUAGAUUUUUCAUUGAAUUUGGCCUGAAAAUACUAGCUUGUAUAUGGUCUUUUGUUGCUUACAAAAUAAAUUGAAAUGUUACUUAGUAGACAGUUAAACUUCUUUCUUGCAGUAAAGGCAGUAAAUGCUUGUGAAUAUUUCUUCCAAUUAUUUUGUUAAUGAAGUUCUUGUUACUGGUAAGUUUUACUUUGAAAUUAAUUUAUUGAGAUUAAUACUUAUGAAAGAUAUCAGCAGUAUCCUCACCCCUCAAGGGAUUGGGACAGAGAGAUAUCAGCAGUAUCCUCACCCCUCAAGGGAUUGGAACAAAGAAAUUCUGACACACUUCAGAAUUUAGUCAAUAAGUACCCCAAUAUGCAUUGCAUCAUUUAUUCAAUAAAAAUUAAUUUAUUAAGAGUUUAUGGAAUUCAGAGUUGAGGUGUCCUUACCCCUCAAGGGAUUGUGGGGUAAGGAUACUGUGCUGCAAUGCAGAUUGAUUCGAUUUAUGGCUCUAUAAAAAGAAAUUGCACCAUUAUUGAAUAAAUAUUUUAUAUUUGAGACUGAUCUUAAAUUUUUGUGUCAAAGUGAAGUAAAUUUUGUUAUGAAGAAACUCAAACAGGCAAAGGUACAUGCAUGUAAAGUAGAGAGCCACAUAACAAGUUUAGUAACUGGAGAGGAUGUUAAAGAAUAAAAUCAACUGUUUUCAUU